AUGAACAAGCCAUUCAUCAAAUCUGAAGUGGAGGCGUCUAUUAGAAGCAUGGGACGCUAUAAAGCGUCAGGUCCUGAUGGCUACCAGCCAAUAUUUUAUCAAGCGAACUGGGAGGUGGUUGGUGAGUCUGUUUCUUGGUUUGUACUUGAAUUCUUUAGAACAGGAGUCUUACCGCCUGGAACCAAUGAUGCCGUCGUUGUCCUGAUCGCGAAGGUGUUGAAACCGGAGAGGAUUACGCAGUUCCGUCCUAUAGGCCUGUGUAAUGUUCUGUUUAAAACAAUCACGAAGGCAAUGGUGAUGAGGUUGAAGAAAAUUAUGCCAAAGCUGAUUGGCCCUGCUCAGGCAAGCUUUAUCCCGGGGAGGUUAAGCACGGACAACAUUGUCUUAGUACAAGAGGCGGUGCACUCUAUGAGGAAAAAGAAAGGGAGGCGAGGUUGGAUGCUCUUGAAACUUGACUUGGAGAAAGCGUAUGCUCGAGUGAGGUGGGACUUCUUGGAAGACACACUCCGCGUGGCGAAGCUUCCUGAGACAUGGAUCGGCUGGAUUAUGCAGUGUGUUACGGGACCGGCGAUGAGCAUCCUGUGGAAUGGGGAAAGAACAGAGAACUUCUCACUGAAACGAGGGUUACGGAAGGAAUGGAAGCCGAUACGAUUGUCUCGAGGCGGUCCGCAACUGUCUCAUGUGUGUUUUGCCGAUGAUCUUAUACUGUUUGCAGAGGCUUCGGUCCACCAGAUCAGAGUGGUGCGGAGGAUUCUGACGCAGUUUUGUGUAGCGUCAGGCCAGAAGGUGAAUUUGGAGAAAUCCAAAAUCUUUUUCUCGGAUAACGUGAGCAGAGAGAUGGGAAGUCAGAUUAGUGCGGAGAGUUGA
This is a messenger RNA of Microthlaspi erraticum, 867 nucleotides long. The record is from the annotation of a GenBank genome assembly. Lineage: Eukaryota; Viridiplantae; Streptophyta; Magnoliopsida; Brassicales; Brassicaceae.